AUGGCGCUGGAGUGGACCCACGAGAAUAUUCACUUGUUCGGAGGAAACGCCAAGAAUAUUACUGCCGGUGGCUAUGGCCCAAUGACUGCUUUCCAGGUUCACUUUGACGCGUAUCAGCCACCUGACAAGCGCAUCAUUCGUCGAUCCUACAUGUUUAGCGGAGCUGUGAGCGUCCAGCCGGAAUCUGCAGAGUCUCCGAAAACGCAGAAGCAAUUGGAUGAGAUCUGCGAGCAGCUCAUGAUCGAUCGCAACCUGCCUGCACGAGAUAAGAUGCGUUUGCUCAGAGGUGUGUCGAGCGACAAGCUGAUGGAGGUCAUCAAAAUUCUUGAGCCGGAGUUUAAGCCAGUGACAGACGGACAAGGCGGCUUCGUGCCUGCAUGGAUGAUGCAGUCUUUGUGGAGCGGAGAGUUCGGCAGGCGAUUGAAGCAAAGAGGGUUUCAGCUGGUCAUUGGAGAUCCGAGCGAUGAGAAGGCGAUAUACGACCACUGGGCUCGCAGUCGGUACCGGACGGCAAGGGUGAUCAAUAGUCGCGACGCUUUGAUGGCUAAGCUCAAGACACUGUAUCCUGAUGAUAUAUGCCAGCUGCUACUCAAGAAAUAUGCCAACAGCAUUAUGGACUGGGGCUCAAUGUACUGCGAGAUCAUCGCUGACGUGCAAUGUCAUGCUGCUGUACGCGGAUGGGCUCAGUGCUUGUUUUAUGGAGGCAUGACCACACACGAUGUUUUCAGGUACCACAUCGCAUGGCGACCAAAAGGCUUCGACGAGUAUAUCAAUCCAGGCACUGGAAUCUCGCACGUAAUGGAUGCGCCCAUCUGGUGGUUUACGGGCUGGAGAGCUGGCUUCACGAGAAAAGACAAGCAUGACGUUUUCGAAUUUGUCACUCCAUUUGGUCGGUUCCUGAAGGGCGACACAUCCACCGAGAUCGGCUGGUGCACUGAACAAGAGUUUGAGGUCCGUCUUUUGACCGCCGAUGGUUCCGUCGCCACUGGCGAGGACCCCUUCUGGGUGAAGAAACUUGACAUCUGGAGAGCGCUUCGUGACGUCCAUCUCUGGCGAGGUACUACCAGAGAGGAGCACAAGAAAGGCACCAAGAACGACGUGAUUGUCACCGAAGACUAUCACAGCAUGCUGACUCCGUAA
This is a messenger RNA of Pseudocercospora fijiensis CIRAD86, 1140 nucleotides long. RefSeq lists its product as uncharacterized. The transcript has a single exon. The coding region runs from base 1 to 1140 and encodes 379 amino acids. NCBI's taxonomy places the organism in Eukaryota, Fungi, Ascomycota, Dothideomycetes, Mycosphaerellales, Mycosphaerellaceae. The record is from RefSeq and is a predicted model, not a curated record.